Molecule: messenger RNA, 1301 nt
Organism: Planococcus citri (citrus mealybug)
Lineage: Eukaryota; Metazoa; Arthropoda; Insecta; Hemiptera; Pseudococcidae
Exons: 2
Coding region: 215-886 (223 amino acids)
Source: RefSeq, a predicted model, not a curated record
UUAUCAGUAUUUUUGAUGAAAUUUGGCGUUCUUUCGGCAAUUCUGUAUUGUUUGCAUGAUUUUUCAGUAUUUCAAUGCUUUUUCUCGUUUUAUUUGAGUUUUUUGUACUAUUUUCAAUCAUUUAUUACACCUAAAGCUUACAUUCAGAAUAAACAUCUUGCGGUAAAAUCCAUUGAUGUAAAUAUCGUAUUCUAUAAAUCAAGUAACCGUUACAAUGACCACGAAAACGGAAGAAUUGAAGAAACAGCUUCGCAAACCGUGUAACGCAACGUGUAUUCACAAAUGUACGAACAUCAUCAACGAGAACCAACGUCAACAAAUCUUGAAGUACUUCUACGGUCUAGGCGAACUGAAUCUUCAACGGUUAUUCGUCCAAAAAUGCGUCGAACAAGACGAAGAGGAAUCUAAAGACGGUGUCGUAGUCCAUAAAUACUUUUUUACCAUCAACGGACGACGUAUACGUGUAUGCAAAUUAUUUUUCUUAUCUACGCUCGCUAUCAAGCCUAAUUUUGUGACCGAAGCUCUUGAAAUUGUAUUCGACGAUAAAGCUCAGGACGACGAAAAAUACGUACAUCCGAAGAUCAUCGAAGGUGUAAUGAAUCAUAUUAAAUCCAUUCCGAGGAUUAUCUCGUGUGUGAUUGACGAUAAAGGUGAACGAGAGUACGUGGAGAGUAGUAUUAAUGUGCAGACCAUGUAUCAGUUGUACAUUAAAUACUGUAAGGAUCAUAAUUAUCCUCAAACCACCUACGAAAUAUAUCAAGGUAUUUUCGCCAGCCAGAAUGAAGUUUUCAAAAAAUGCCAAGAAUCUUUACCUUUGCUUGAUGUAAAUGAAGUCACUAUCAUUACACUGAAGGCUGAUAAUAAGACUACCAGUACUGCUUCGUGAUAGCCUACUUGUUCGGUUUGUACAUAAGACUUUUUUGAGUGUAAAUUUAUGGCGGGAUGUAAAUUGAAAAUGCAAUUUCCAAGUGAUGCAUGAUAAUACAACGUGUCUGUUGUCGAGUAUUGAAUAAACUCGGUGAUAAUUUAUGGAUUUUGAUCAAACGAGAUUGAUCGCUGGUAUGUUCAUUGACUCCUAUUAUAAGUAGAUUUUUAUCCUCCUUACAUUUAUACUCAAAUGUUGACCAAGUGCUGAUGGUCAGGUACGAAAAGCACUGUCGUUUUAUGAUCCUUUUGCGAGCAAUAUGGUUGUCAAGAAAAUUUAUUUCAGAUUUUUUAUUUUUUGUGUUUGCUAUCAAUUUAAUCAUUUUCACUUUGUAAUUUACUUUGUACUUAGGCUAAUAAAUUGUUCAUCAAUGUGA